GGCAACCGCUGCCGCGUGAGGAGGACAAGAAUGGGUGAAGCGGGAAUUUGCAAAGGGCUGGCCUCUGCCCUGCCACCUGUCCCCGGCGCUCCUGGCCCCGGCUCCCCGGAGUUCGGGCCCGGCCUGGCAGCUUCGCUUGUGGAGCUCCCCCAGCCACCGGGCAAGAGACGCAGGGAAAUGGCCAAGACGGCUCCCGUUCGGGUGCCUAUAAAGUUUGAGGAUGUGGCCAUAUAUUUCUCAGAACCAGAAUGGAAAAACCUGAACAGGUGGCAGAAGGAGCUUUACAAGCAUGUGAUGACCGUCAAUUAUGAGACCUUGUUCUCCUUGGGUAAGAUAAUAUUCAUUGAGAACUUGAUGUGCUAACUUCCCAGAAAUAUAGGCCACAUCAGUAGUUUCCUGUUGACGGGUUGUUAUAAACAACUUAGAUAAAAAAUAUUGAAUAUUAACCUACUUGUUAAUGCUGUUGGAAUGCCUAAUAGAGCUUUGCACUUAAUGUUUCUUGAAUUUGCUGUUUAAUCAAUGGAAGAACUGGCAUUGUGAUGUCAAGUUAUAAUAACAAUACUUGCCCCUCCUCUGAUUAAGCAGUAAACUCAAGAAAGAAUGUGUGAAAGGAAUGGAAUCAAAAAGUUACAUUGGGCCUUUUGAGACCGCUGAAUAGGGAGUUUCCAUAGAUGUGUUAAUAUAAUGUGAUGUAUCUCAUAUGUAGUAAUAAUAAUAAUUCCUGACCAUGAUUUAGCUCUUUGUGAUUUUUACAAAACUCUUUAUAUCAUCUCACUUGAGCUAAUUUAGCACAUGCUGCUAUUAGAUAAGUAUGGCAAGUAAUUCUGCCCUCCUUUUACAAAUGAGAAUACGGAGACUUAGAGAAGUUAAGUGGCUUGCUGCAGAUCACAGGCUUAGGGUUAGAAUUGGGAUUCAUCCCCAGAUCUCUCUUGAAUCCAGCCUCAGGGCCAUUCUGCUCCAGAAUGCUCAUUCACAUGUCAUAUUUCAGCAAGGCAUUUAUCAAAAUUUCUG
Messenger RNA from Antechinus flavipes (yellow-footed antechinus), 1011 nucleotides. Its product is annotated as putative zinc finger protein 735. The coding region runs from base 31 to 363 and encodes 110 amino acids. The transcript is spliced from 2 exons. The record is from RefSeq and is a predicted model, not a curated record. Lineage: Eukaryota; Metazoa; Chordata; Mammalia; Dasyuromorphia; Dasyuridae. Gene Ontology annotation, biological process: regulation of DNA-templated transcription.